AACAGUUAGAGCACAGGAUUUGAUCCAAUUAGAACCAUAUAAUGUACAUGCAUUUUAUUAUGUCUUAGAUGAAUGCUUAAAGUUCUAAAAACAUGCAUUAAAGUUCUAAACUGCAGCUAUAAAAUGUUGAUAACUGUCCACAUAAGCAGCCUCUUCCUAAUCAAGUCAGCAAAUGCGUCAACUUUUUUGCAAUAUAUUCCACAAUGUGCCAUCAGAUAUUCCAUCCAGCUUUUGUAUUUGGAUGCAUUUAAGUGGUUGACCUAUGUCCUUCUCUGCAGCCGAGGCCUCCCGUUCCUGUGCCAAGGACGCAGUUUUACCGUCCGGUUAAAACGGAGGACGACAAGCCGGUAAAAUGUAGCCCCACUCCUCAGUCACCCUCGAAAACUCCAGAGAGUGGUUUGGGUCGCUCAGCUCCGCCACCGGUGCUACCAAAGAAGAUGAUUGUUAGAAAGAGAACGGGAGGAAGUGAAACUGACAUAGUGGAAAUAGUAAAGACGGUGGUCAAACAACCAUCUAAAGCUGACUGUAAGGAACAACCUCGUUUGCCGCCUGUGGAGCCGUCGAAACAGGAGCUUGAACAUGACUAUGUAACCCUGGAUGCCAUCUCCCUCUCCAUUUGUGACAAUGAAUACACACCCUGGAAUACUCUGGUCAAAGACCUCAAAUGUAAAUGGGCGAAAGAUGCACAUCUGGGCCAAGUGGUGGAUCAACAGACGAACAACGCCAGGAGUCCUGUUGCCCAGAAAAUUAUGGUUAAAGCUGAGCAGCUCUCUGACGCUAUCCAGGUUUACAUCAAGAAGAUGUCUGAACGUGAUGAAACCCUGAAACAACACAUUUACGAGCUGCGCUGCGUUGCUGACAACUUAGACAAGGUUUCAAAGGGGACAAAGAUUGCUGGAAUUACAGGAGGAGCUACAACUGUGGCAGGAGGUGUGGCAGCAGCUGCUGGUGUGAUUCUGUCUCCGUUCACUCUGGGAGCCUCACUGGCACUGACUGCAGUCGGAGUCGGUGUGGCUGCAGCCGGCGGCGUCACUGGUGCAUCAGCAGCCAUCGCAAACAAGGUGAACGUGACACAGGACAAAAAGAAAAUUGACAAGACCUUACACGACUACGAGGAAGUCAUUACAGAGAUUCAGGCCUGCCUGAAGGUCAUCAGUGAUGGAAUGGAGCAGCUGAGGCAGCAUGGUUUGUCUACCCUGAUUGGAACCAAGAUGGAUUCAGCGAGGCUUACCAAGGUGGUGGAGCUGGCUGUCAAAGGAGGGGCAAGCGCCUCGGCCUUGGAGGCAAACAGUAAAGCAUCUGGACUGAUAAAAGGCUUCGCCCUCGGGAUGGAUUCCUUCUACAUCCAAGGAAAAGAUGGGCCAAAGGUGAAGAAGGGCCUUGAGUCAAAGUUUGCAAAGAAAAUCCGCAGUUUGGCAGAGGAUCUCGAGACUGGAUUGGAUGAGCUCAUCAAAAUGAAAGACAUGUUCAGAGAGCAUUGUUCAGGAGUGUGAUAUUUUUUUCUUUGCUUGAAGAUUUCUUGUCUGAUUUUAUGCAUUUAGUUGUUACUGCAGACUUUGGUUUGACAUGGGGUAUUUCUACAGGUGUGGGAAUUGGUGAAAGCAUGUUUUUUUUGCAGCUUUAGUGCUUUUAGAUUUAACAGUUUACUUUGAAUGAAUGUAAUAAUUAUGAAUACAGUGUGUAACUGAUUGUGUUUACCUACAAUAUUUGAACCUCUUCGUCACAUUGCAUAAUGCUUGUGUCAAGAUACUUUCCUAAUUAAAAUAAUGGAUCUAGUAAAAUGUCAUAUCAAUUCACACUCUGUUAAUCAUGUCUUCAUCUGCAAGUCUGAAAAUAAACCACUUAAGAGCUGAAUUCCACCAACA
Molecule: messenger RNA, 1865 nt
Organism: Acanthochromis polyacanthus (spiny chromis)
Lineage: Eukaryota; Metazoa; Chordata; Actinopteri; Pomacentridae
Product: apolipoprotein L3-like
Exons: 9
Coding region: 438-1493 (351 amino acids)
Biological process (GO): lipoprotein metabolic process; lipid transport
Cellular component (GO): extracellular region; membrane
Molecular function (GO): lipid binding
Source: RefSeq, a predicted model, not a curated record